CACAACAAUCUAAUGACGUCAGGCAGUGCGCUCAACGAUUUGAUUGGUGGAGCAUUGCUGAGGUCACAGUUUAACUUCCGUGUCACAGCUAACAUGGCGGAUAAAGAUAAGAAGAAAAAGGAGAGCAUCUUCGACUUGUCAAAAUACAUCGACAAGCCAAUUCGUGUGAAGUUUCAAGGAGGACGAGAGGCCAGCGGUGUUCUCAAAGGGUUUGAUCCUCUGUUGAACCUGGUGUUGGACGGGACAAUCGAGUACAUGCGUGAUCCAGAUGACCAGCUGAAGCUGACAGAAGACACAAGACAACUGGGACUGGUGGUCUGCAGAGGAACAUCCGUAGUGCUCAUCUGUCCUCAGGAUGGCAUGGAGGCUAUACCAAACCCAUUCAUACAGCAGCAGGAUGGCUAAUGCAGUCUGUCGCCUGCCGAGUUACAGACACACACAACUGUGCACAUGCUUGAAUAUUUUUGUGACGUUUUUGUUAUUUGUUUUAACCACAACAGUAAUAAGGAAUACAACAUAGCACAUUUCUGUUGUUAAAAAUCAAAAGUUGAUGAACAAAAGGACAGUUACCAGCACUUCACUUUUGUUUCUGUCUGUGGAGUGCUGAUUAGCAAAGAUUUGAGUUGCAAAGAGCCCACAAGUUUGGGAAGCGUUAACAGUACAGUUUUCUUUUUAGCCAGAAUAAGUCAACUUUUUACUAUUCUUUGUUGUUUUUGAUAAUAAAAUAAAAAUGUA
Messenger RNA from Monopterus albus (swamp eel), 735 nucleotides. RefSeq names its product LSM7 homolog, U6 small nuclear RNA and mRNA degradation associated (gene lsm7). Gene Ontology annotation, cellular component: U6 snRNP; Lsm1-7-Pat1 complex; U12-type spliceosomal complex. Bases 13 to 405 code for a protein of 130 amino acids. The record is from RefSeq and is a predicted model, not a curated record. Gene Ontology annotation, biological process: mRNA splicing, via spliceosome; nuclear-transcribed mRNA catabolic process. The transcript has 4 exons. Lineage: Eukaryota; Metazoa; Chordata; Actinopteri; Synbranchiformes; Synbranchidae. Gene Ontology annotation, molecular function: RNA binding.